UACGUGGGAUAUCGCCGGUCCGUUCAACCCCGGCCCAUCUUUCUGUCUCUCUCCUCCCCCCCGGCCCAUCUCUCUGUCUCUCCUCCCUUGGUCUUCCUUUCCUGGCGGCGAGUCCGGCGACUGCUGGGCGAACGCCGACGCCAUCGGUCACGCCGUCGCCCGGCCCUUUGCCGGCGCCGAGCAGCCACCAGUUGAGGUUUCCAUUUCUUCCUCUGGAAAUGCAUCCCCCACUGACUUUACACAGGCAUCCUAUGUGCGCUGAGAUUAUCGAAGAAUUCCAGAAGUGCCAUUUGGACCACCCUGUCAAGAAGUUCUUCGGAGAGUGCACAGACCUUAAAAUCAAACUAGAUCGCUGCUUCCGACAAGAGAAAGCUUUGAAGAGAAAGGCAAACUUUGAAGAAAGCAAGAAAUUUAAAGAACAGCUGCAGGCCUACAAAAGAGAAAUUGCAGAGGAAAACCAGGAAUAAGAACUUGGAACAAAGGUCAAGGAACUAAAGGUGGAUGCUCUUUAUCUGUGGCAGGAUGUCCUCAGUUGCAUCAAGUGUGCUUGAACUGUAUUGCUUCUAGAAAAAAACUUUCACACGAUGAGCGGCAGCUAAAACCAGCAGUUAGAGGUUUACGUUCUUCAUUGAUUCUGAGAUGUGCUGCUUUUUCCAUGUUCAUCCAUGCUUAUGUAAUAACAAUGAAGCUUUGUAUCAUACAUAGACAAAUCACUUUUAUUGCUUAAUACAAGCGGUUUUAUUAGGAAUUUUGCGUCC
Molecule: messenger RNA, 758 nt
Organism: Panicum virgatum (switchgrass)
Lineage: Eukaryota; Viridiplantae; Streptophyta; Magnoliopsida; Poales; Poaceae
Product: COX assembly mitochondrial protein 2 homolog
Exons: 4
Coding region: 219-467 (82 amino acids)
Cellular component (GO): mitochondrion
Source: RefSeq, a predicted model, not a curated record